UCUCGUUUGAGUACCAAACGAUCAUCUAUUUUAAGUAUAAUAAUUUACUUUCACGAAUGGUUUCAGCUAUUCACCUUCACCGUACCUACACUUCCAUUCACUCAAGACCGAAGUGUGCAACUGACUUUGAGGAGUCAAGCGUUACAUAUUAGUAUCCCGUUCACAUAUCGAACUAGCAGCAGUACUUCGCGAUUUGAAUGCCUUGCUGAAUUUGCUGCCACUGGAGAGAUAUCCUCGCUCAUCGUUCCUUUCGCUGGGCACAUAGGUGAACGGGAUGGCGAAGGGAACACCGUGUUGCAUAUAUCAGCGAAAAAUUCCCAAAGCUUUGCCCUGAAAUUGCUGCUCUCGGCUCCACUGCCUAGAGUUACUAAUGGAGUUCUUAUAACUGCCCUUCAUUGUGCCGUUCGGGCUGGGGAUCCUGACAGCGUCCAUUAUCUGCUGAGUCAUGGAAGCGGUACAAGAGUGCUGGACAAUCACAAGAACUCCGUAACUAAUUUAGUGAUCCACUAUCUAGCCGACGCUUACAACGAAGCGAUCUUCAAGGAAAUUCUCGAAACACCAGGAUCGAGCGAAAACGAGCUUGACGCUCUGAAUGAGGAAGGAUUCUCAGCUCUACAUCUUGCUGUCAGAAGAUUGAAGCUCAGCUUGAUCGAACUGCUUUUGGAAGCUGGCGCUUCUAUCAACGCUAAGGACAGUGCUGGCCGGUCCCCGCUCUUCCAUGCUGUGAAUAUGAACGACGUUGAAAUUGUUCAGUUCCUUCUCGGGAAAGGAGCCGACCCAAACGUUGAAGACGACAGUGGCGAAACCCCUCUGUUGUUGUGCAUGAAGACGGCGAACUACGCAAUUAUGGGUCUACUGAUUGAUGCAGGAGCUGAUCCGAAUAGGAAAAAUCGUAACGGAAACUCGCUUUCGGACAGUGAUGAUGCAACUGUUCAACGAAUCAUCGCUGGGGAGAGACGAUCGAUUACAGAUGACAUUUCGUGCCUCGAUUAUUUAACACGAUUGAGGCUUUCUAAAUUGAUGGACGAGAAUUCGAAAUGGCAGCAGCUGGCUGCGGAGUUGGGCUGCUCACAUAUGAUUGAACUGAUUUCUAUUUGCUCUGACGAUAGCAGUCCAACAAUGAUUCUGCUCGACCAGUUUGAGCAAAUGCCCGAAGCUAAGAUCUCACGUGUUCGCUCGGCCCUGCACACACUUCGAGAAGAGGAAUCCGUGAAGCUGAUCGAUGACAGAUUCAUCUAUUGA
This is a messenger RNA of Haemonchus placei, 1242 nucleotides long. Lineage: Eukaryota; Metazoa; Nematoda; Chromadorea; Rhabditida; Trichostrongylidae. The record is from the annotation of a GenBank genome assembly.